Messenger RNA from Leishmania braziliensis MHOM/BR/75/M2904, 510 nucleotides. RefSeq lists its product as hypothetical. The transcript has a single exon. Lineage: Eukaryota; Euglenozoa; Kinetoplastea; Trypanosomatida; Trypanosomatidae. Gene Ontology annotation, molecular function: metal ion binding. The record is from RefSeq and is a predicted model, not a curated record. The coding region runs from base 1 to 510 and encodes 169 amino acids.
AUGCAGAUCUCACGCAUUCCGUCUUACGAGGAGGCCAGCAUGGCCGGUGCGGACUAUACGCUGUCGCCCAUGUCGCCUCUCGCUCAUCUGAGCAAGAAGAUUGACGUGACGAAGCUAAAGACGAAGGCAUGCCGCUACUUUGUACUCGGUGUGACGUGCCCGUUCGGGGAUAGCUGCGCUUUCUCUCAUAGCGAGCCCGUCUCCCCCGCCGCCUACGCGCCGGGGCGGAUGUCUGCGAAGAGCCCUGUAAGCCUCAACUUCGAGGACUUAUCCAAGUCCGGGAGUGGCCAUCUGAGCGACACGCAGUCUAAUGACGCUGCUGGGGAGGUGACGGAGCGCGUUGUGUUUGGGCAGCCUCCGCCGGCCUACGAGAUCGCCCUCAGGGAGUCCGAGACCUUGGCGGCCGCCUCAGCGGCAGCUGAGGAGCUGUCGACCCCGCCGGCAUACCCCAAACGCUUCCGCUUCGACCCCUACAGCGUGAACUGGAUCGCCUACGAGAAGACUGCGUAA